AUGUUCCAUUUUAGGCUCGCCACAGCGCUCAAGGAGUUGUUUAAAGCCAACCUCAAGUCUCCCUCCGCCGGUUGGCUCACGAGUCGCCGCCGGUGCUCGCGCACCUCUUCCUCAGCAAGUCUCAACCUCCUCAAUGGCCUCGGGUACCGGGCGGCGGCGUACCCGGCGGGGUUUGCCCAGGUCCGGCCGUACUGCGUGAAGGCGGGGGGCGAGCUGAAGCUGGACGAGCCGAAAAGGCAGGGCGAAACGGCUGACAAGAGAAGAAAUCCCGGCAUCCUGCCUAGUCUGGAGGACUUGCUUUUCUACACAGUCGCAGAAGGUCAAGAAACCGUACCGGCUCAUAAAUUCCUCACAGCUCUUAAAGCCACAGGACUUCGCACGGGAGACCCCAGACUAAAGGAAUGUAUGGAAACACUCAAAGAGACUUUAAAGAACACUGCAGAUGGUGUCACACUGGAUAGGCACCAGUUCAAGAAGUGUGUCCAGAGCAACAUUGUCCUGCUUACGCAGGCCUUCCGCAAGAAGUUCGUCAUCCCAGACUUCCAGUCCUUCACCUCCCACAUUGAUGAGCUAUACGAGAGUGCCAAAACGCUUUCUGAGGGGCAGGUCGCUGACUACAUUCCUCAACUUGCCAAAUUCAGUCCGGACAUGUGGGCUGUCUCUCUGUGCACAGUGGAUGGCCAGAGACACACAGUGGGUGAUACCAAAGUCCCCUUCUGUCUGCAGUCAUGCGUCAAACCUCUGAAGUACGCCGUCGCCGUACACGAUCAUGGCACGGAAUAUGUGCACAGUUUCAUCGGGAAGGAACCCAGCGGCCUGCGUUUUAACAAGCUCUUUCUGGAUGAAGACGAUAAGCCCCACAAUCCGAUGGUGAACGCUGGCGCGAUUGUUUGUACUUCCCUGAUAAAGCAAGGGGAAGGCAAUGCAGAAAAAUUUGACUAUGUGAUGAACUUCUUGAAAAACAUGGCGGGAAAUGAGUACGUUGGUUUCAGCAACGCCACAUUCCAGUCUGAGCGAGAGUCAGGGGACAGGAACUUUGCCAUCGGAUACUACUUGAAGGAAAAAAAGUGUUUUCCUGAGGGGACAGACAUGACAUCUGUACUGGAUCUCUACUUUCAGCUGUGUUCCAUUGAAGUGAACUGCGAGAGCGCCAGUGUCAUGGCCGCCACCCUGGCUAACGGCGGCAUCUGUCCCAUCUCGGGCGAGCGCGUUCUCAGUCCCGAGGCCGUAAGAAACACGCUCAGCCUCAUGCAUUCCUGCGGCAUGUACGACUUCUCCGGACAGUUCGCCUUCCAUGUGGGUCUGCCGGCAAAGUCGGGUGUAGCAGGUGGGAUACUGCUGGUGGUGCCCAACGUGAUGGGAAUUAUGUGCUGGUCGCCACCCCUAGACAAGAUGGGCAACUCUGUCAGAGGGAUUCAGUUUUGCACGGAUCUGGUGGAACUUUUUAAUUUCCACAAUUAUGACAACUUGAGGCACUUUGCGAAGAAGCACGAUCCGCGCCGAGAGGGAGGGGAACAGCGGGUCAAGUCUGUCAUUAACUUGCUGUUUGCUGCCUACACAGGAGACGUCUCUGCGCUGAGAAGGUUCGCCUUGUCGUCAAUGGACAUGGAGCAGAGAGACUAUGACUCCAGAACGGCCCUCCAUGUGGCAGCGGCUGAAGGUCACAUGGAGGUCGCACGUUUCCUGCUGGAGGCUUGUAAGGUCAACCCCGUCCCUAAAGACAGGUGGGGAAACACACCUAUGGACGAGGCAGUCCACUUCGGCCACCACGACCUGGUCGCCGUCCUGCAGCCGUACGCCGAUAAACAACGGCCGGCUGACGACACCGGCGACAAAGAGAGUGUGGAGAAGAGUCUGGACAGUUUGCUUUAG
Nerophis lumbriciformis (worm pipefish) is the source of this 1872-nucleotide messenger RNA. Lineage: Eukaryota; Metazoa; Chordata; Actinopteri; Syngnathiformes; Syngnathidae. The record is from RefSeq and is a predicted model, not a curated record.